CCCUCCCCAAGGCUGGCUGCGCCUGGGCUCCUGCUGUGCGCACCCGGGUGGAGCGCGGCGGGCCAGGCGGGUCCCCUCUGUCCGCACGAUCCCCGCGUCCGCGCCAUGGGCGUCCGCCCGUCGUCGUCGCCGCCGCCACAGCCCGCGUUGCUUCUGCUUCUGCUGCUGCUGCAGCCGCAGCCGCUGCCAGUGGCCCGCGCCUCGGAGGCCGAGCACCGCCUAUUCGAACACCUGUUCGAGGACUACAACGAAAUCAUCCGGCCCGUGGCUAACGUGUCCAAACCGGUCAUCGUACAGUUCGAAGUGUCCAUGUCCCAGCUAGUGAAAGUGGACGAAGUGAACCAGAUUAUGGAGACCAACCUGUGGCUCAAGCAGAUCUGGAAUGACUAUAAGCUGAAGUGGAAUCCCUUGGACUAUGGCGGCGUGGAGUUCAUGCGUGUGCCCACAGAGAAGAUCUGGAAGCCCGACAUUGUGCUGUACAACAACGCAGUUGGGGAUUUCCAGGUGGACGACAAGACCAAAGCCCUCCUCAAGUACACAGGGGAGGUGACAUGGAUCCCUCCGGCCAUUUUCAAGAGCUCCUGCAAGAUUGACGUCACUUACUUCCCAUUCGAUUACCAAAACUGCACCAUGAAGUUCGGGUCCUGGUCCUACGACAAGGCUAAAAUCGACCUGGUCCUAAUCGGCUCCUCCAUGAACCUCAAGGACUAUUGGGAGAGCGGUGAGUGGGCCAUCAUCAAGGCCCCGGGCUACAAGCACGACAUCAAGUAUAACUGCUGCGAGGAGAUCUACACGGACAUCACCUACUCCCUCUACAUCCGGCGCCUGCCGCUCUUCUACACCAUCAACCUCAUCAUCCCCUGCCUGCUCAUCUCCUUCCUCACGGUCCUCGUCUUCUACCUGCCGUCGGAUUGUGGCGAGAAAGUGACGCUGUGCAUCUCAGUGCUGCUGUCCCUCACCGUCUUCCUGCUGGUCAUCACCGAGACCAUCCCGUCCACCUCGCUGGUCAUCCCGCUCAUAGGCGAAUACCUGCUGUUCACCAUGAUCUUCGUCACUUUGUCCAUCGUCAUCACAGUCUUCGUGCUCAACGUGCACUACCGGACGCCGACCACGCACACGAUGCCCGCGUGGGUGAAGACCGUCUUCCUGGACCUGCUGCCUCGGGUCAUGUUCAUGACCAGGCCGGCGGGUGGCGAGGGCCCUGCUGUGAACCCCAGGCCCCUCUAUGGUGCUGAGCUCUCGAACUUGAACUGCUUCAGCCACGUGGAGUCCAAAGGUUGCAAGGAAGGCUACCCCUGCCAGGAGGGGACAUGCGGCUACUGCCACCACCGCAGGGUAAAGAUCUCCAACUUCAGUGCCAACCUCACAAGGAGCUCCAGUUCCGAGUCCGUUGAUGCAGUACUGUCCCUCUCGGCUCUAUCACCAGAAAUCAAAGAGGCCAUCCAGAGUGUCAAGUACAUUGCCGAAAACAUGAAAGCACAGAAUGAAGCCAAAGAGAUUCAGGACGACUGGAAGUAUGUCGCCAUGGUGAUUGACCGCAUCUUUCUGUGGGUCUUCAUCCUGGUGUGUAUUCUGGGGACAGCAGGGUUGUUUCUGCAACCGUUGAUGGUCAGGGAUGAUGUGUGAGCCUGGCGUGGGGUUUGUCUGUGGCUGUCCUGUGGGGGGAGGGCGGGUUUCUUAACAGUGACACACUUGAUUACAUGUACCAGCUUUGUUUUGCCAUUUCAAUGCUUAUUUUCCAGUUACCUUACUUUUUGGCAAAAAUAACCAUUCAAGAAAAAUGCUAAGAAUACUUACUAUAAGUAAAUGAACAUUUAACUAGUCUUUGUGGUAAGGGAAGUGUCAAAAUGUAACUGAUUAGUGUGCUAUAAACAUGUCACAUGUUCCUUUUUUAGUGGUUGAAUACUAAUUGGAGAGAAAAUCUUGCCGUUCAGAAAUGUGAAGUUAAGGGUUUCGCGGUGGUUCUUUUUCGGCCCAUAGUCUCCUUGAAGUCUGUGUAUUCCAGCGGAGUUCCCAUCUCCACCAUGUCAUUUCUUACUGUGCAUUUCUUCUUCUUUACUGCCUUUCCAGAGUCUCAGGGUCACACCUCCAAGUCACCUGUUUAUACUAAGUCACACAUUCACUCACUGUAAAUGAACUGUCCUGCUUUCUUGGGGGACAUGUCACAAAAUGCCACCAACACCCAGGAGACAGAAAUUUGUUCCAGUUUUGAGAGCCUGGGAUGCCCGACAUAAAGCAUCAGCAGGCCUUGGUGUGUGGGGAGGCGCUUUUCCUCAGCAGAUGCCCUCCGGCUGUGUCUCUGGGUGUCUUAUAAAGGUACUGAUCUCAUCAUGGGAGCAUGACCUUGUGACCCAGGGGUCUCCCAAAGGCGCCACCUCUAUCACACUGAGUAUUAGACUUUAACAUAGGAAUUUCAGAAGACACAUUCAGACAGUAUGAGCUUCUGGAGCAGGUGUCCCAACAUCGGCACUGCCAACAUUCUAGGUCCGGUAACUGCGUUGGGGGUGGGGAUGGAGCUGCCCCCUGUGCACUGUAGGACAGUGAGCAGCACCAUGGCCUCUGCCCUUAGAAGCCAAUGACACGCCCCUCCCGUGCCCCUCCCUCGCCAGCCUCCAUGACCAGAAUGCCUCUGCAUACUGCUAAAUGUCACCUUGGGGGCACAAAUGACCUUGGCUGAGAAGCACUGUCAUUUAGUUACAGUUUCUAAACAUACCAUAUUUCUAAAUCUGAAUAUCCUGACAAAUGAUCAGAGACCAUUUCAAUCUUCUCACUAGUUACUAUGUUUUUCCUAUACAAAAAUAAAAACUGACAAUUGUAGCCCACUGUGACUUAUAUUUCUGUAAGUCAGAAGGCAGAGUUCUAUAACAUUUACUAGUAUACAAAAAUGUUUACCAGUAAUGAUGUUUAAACAGUAAAAGAUUCAAAUAUAUACAAGCUAAGAUGGAGUCCGGUUUGACAAAUAUUUGCUUGAGCUAUUAGUGAGCUUUCUGUCACAGUGAUAAAGUACAUACUUGAGCUAAUCAAUGAUUACAUAGUCACCUAGAGGUAAGAACAAGGGAGGGAGGCUCCAAACCAUGCCCUGGAGAAAAGCAGCCCCUGAGGUGUGGAAUAAAAACAAAGUCUGACACAGGAGGAUAAAUGGAAACUCAAUGGACCAAAAUCCAGUGUCAAAGGAGUUUGUAAAAAGCCAGGCCACUCUGAGAUCAUGGUGCCUCAGAAACCACGGAUCUGGUGUACUUUCUGAACAGAACCCAAUUGCACAAGAGAUAACAGCAGGGAUCAACAAGGGGGACUGUAUAGAAUUAAGAGGCUUCACAGCAAAGGAAACAACACAGUGAAGAGGCAAACUACAAAAUGGGGGAAAACUUGCCAGCUACUUCUCAGAAAACUAAUAUCUAAAAUGCUACCCCCUCAAAAUUAGACCCCUAAAAUAAAAGAUCCAGGUCAAAUAACCACCAAGUAAAAUGAAUAUGUGCACCUCUUGUAUAAUGAAUAUACAAGUGGUCAAUAAAUGCAUGAUAUAAUCGUCAGUACCACUGGCCACUGGAUAAAUGCAGAUUAAAACAACUUCAGAAAGCGUGGCUACUAUAAAUAAAUCAAAUAACAAAUGCUAGGGAAGCUGCAGGGAAAAGGGAGCCCUAUUGUUGGUAGAAUUAUAAAUUAAUACAACCAUGUGGGAUUCCUCAGAAAACUAAAACUAGUAAUUGCAUUUGACCCAGGUAUUCCCCUCUAGGUAUUUUACCAAAAGAGUUAAAGACAUCACGGUGAUCCAUUCAUACCCAUAUUUAUAGGAGAACAACUCAUAAGAGCACAGUCUUGGAAGAGGUCUAUAUGUCCCUCUACCAAUGAAUAGAAAAGAAAAUAUAUUUAUACAUAAUGAAGUACUACUCUGCCAUAAAGAAAGAUAAAGGAGCCAUUUGUGGCAAAUGGAGAGAUCUUGGCACCAUAAUGUUAAGUAAAGCAAAUCAGACACACAGGCUUAAAUAUUUGAUGGCUUCUCUCAGAUGAAAAAUGCAAAGUAUAAAUAAUUUUAAAGAGCAAAGUAAAGGAUGGAUAAUGGGACUCAAGGAGACAUCUUUUGCAAGUGGGAAAGAGAGUAGAGUUGGAGGGAAAAGGAAAGAGAAAAAGAAUCACAAUGUGUUAUGUACAUGUACCAACUCCCCAUGAUGAAUGUAAUCACUGUGCACUGCAAAUGUGUACUAAUAAAAAAUUAAUGGAAAAAAGGUUAA
Messenger RNA from Cavia porcellus (domestic guinea pig), 4229 nucleotides. It is a transcript of the gene Chrna3, whose product is annotated as cholinergic receptor nicotinic alpha 3 subunit. Bases 106 to 1626 code for a protein of 506 amino acids. Gene Ontology annotation, cellular component: plasma membrane; postsynaptic membrane; neuron projection. The record is from RefSeq and is a predicted model, not a curated record. Gene Ontology annotation, biological process: signal transduction; nervous system process; chemical synaptic transmission. NCBI's taxonomy places the organism in Eukaryota, Metazoa, Chordata, Mammalia, Rodentia, Caviidae. Gene Ontology annotation, molecular function: transmembrane signaling receptor activity; acetylcholine-gated monoatomic cation-selective channel activity. The transcript is spliced from 6 exons.